AGUACGCAGUUGGUAUCAGUGAAAAUCGCAGCCAAUAAACGGGAUACAAAAUGGCAAGGAAAUACAGCGUCAAGUUAAGUGAUACAGUCCAUCGGAUGAUAACAAUUUAUUUCGUUUUGGGAUUGUGGACAACUCAAUCCGGCCACAGGACCAUUUCCGUAUCACAGCUUUUCUAUUUUGUUUCCUUUUGUUUAUUCGGUGUAUCAGUGAUCAUAGAGGCCUGCACAACUGAAAACAAUGACGACUGCAUAUUUCUGGUGGUUACCAAUCUUAUCUGCCUCGUACAAGUCGGUCGACUCUACAACAUUAUUUGGAAGCAAAAUAGAAUUCUUGACUUGAUACGUACAGCUAGUGCUAACGGCACGGACGAUUACGAUACAUUUUGCAUCGUUAGUGCCAAACUCAACAAGCUAAUGUCCCUGGCCACGUACUUCAUUUUUGCCACACUCUUUUUGCUGGUCGUUGUCGUAGGUUUACCAUUCAUCAAAAAGGAGUUAAUAUUCGACAUCGCAUUCCCCUUGGACUACAAAAAUAGUGAGAGUGGAUUCUAUGUGGCUUAUACAUUUGUUGCCGGGAUUUUCCUCUUGUCCAUAACUUGUAUCUUGUUUGCCAGUAUGUUGUGGUUUAUCAUGUUGAAUUUUGUGGUCAAGUACGAGAUACUGGGAAACGAUUUUAAGAAUUUGGGUGUAUCGGGAACGGAAGAAGAUGAGCAGAAAAAUACUCAAACUCUGUACCUUCAACAUUUGGUUGAGUCGAUUAAAAGUCUGGAAAAUAUCAAUGGACUUCUUGAGGAUUUUUCAUCGAAUUUUUCUUACUUGUUCCUACUUCAAAUUGUGACAAGUAGCAUCUGCAUCUGUGGCGGGGUCUACACUUUGGCAUUCAGCUCUCAUGCUAAUCUCGUUCAAGACGGAUUUUACUUCACGGUUCUAUUCUACUGCUUCUUCGAUACGUUUACUCUCCUUUACUUGGGAAACGAAAUAAUGUUAGCAUCGGACAGAUUGUCUUACUGUCUUUUCGAAUCGGAAUGGAUGGAACAGACGCAAUCGUGCAAAAAGUACUUUCUCAUUGUCGUCGAACGUUUGAAGCAGCCACAGCAGCUGGUAGUCGGUAAACUGUUCCCAAUGAAUUUGCGAACAUUUACUGCGAUUGUAAAUCGUGCCUACAGCUUGUUCAAUGUUUUGCAAAACUUUCGAGAGUGAUGAUGAUGAGGAUGAUGAGUAUCGACCAUCAUAUAAGUUUGUUUUAUGAAAAUUUAAUCAAAAUAGUUCUGACUACACUAUUCACUUACCACUGACACAAAGUC
Bradysia coprophila is the source of this 1303-nucleotide messenger RNA. Its product is annotated as putative odorant receptor 92a. Gene Ontology annotation, molecular function: odorant binding; olfactory receptor activity. Gene Ontology annotation, biological process: detection of chemical stimulus involved in sensory perception of smell; sensory perception of smell. Gene Ontology annotation, cellular component: plasma membrane. The record is from RefSeq and is a predicted model, not a curated record. Lineage: Eukaryota; Metazoa; Arthropoda; Insecta; Diptera; Sciaridae.